UCUUCUUCCCCUUUUCCUCUGAAGAAACCCCUCAAAACCCAAGAAUUUUAGCCAAAAUGGGUUUCCAAUUCAAUUGAUUCUUGAAUUUCGUUUUCCCUCUUCUUCUUCAAUUGAAAUUAAGAAAAAAUUGGGAAUUUUCUCAGCUGGGUGUGCUGGGAAAGAAGUUUAGUAAGAUCAUGCAGCCUAAUCAACAACAGCCUUCGAAGCGUCAGCUCCCAUUUACGUCAAGUAAACCGCCGUUAGGUGAUUACCAUCGGUUAUCUACUGACCCACUUCAACCUUCUUCUCAAGAGCCUGAAGGGAUCGUUGUAAAGUCUACUCCACUGAAACGAAAGAGUGGAACAGCAAACUACGAACAGGGAGUUGGUGCACAGGUGGCAGGUUCUGGAAGUUUCAAUGGGAGUAGUCCAAUGCAGACACCAAUUUCAGGGAAAGCUGGAAACUCACAGAAAGCACCUAGGACAUCAAAGGCCAGAGCUGCUGCUCAAGCAACCUCAAGUUUAGGAUCCCCUUCAGGCAAUAAUGUUACUCCAGUUGGUCCUUGCCGCUAUGACAACUCCUUAGGUCUCUUAACAAAGAAGUUCAUUAACCUGCUCAAACAUGCAAAAGAUGGCAUCCUAGAUUUGAACAAGGCUGCUGAUACAUUAGAGGUGCAGAAAAGGCGUAUAUAUGACAUUACAAAUGUCCUGGAAGGCAUUGGUCUGAUAGAAAAGAAACUAAAAAACAUGAUCCAAUGGAAGGGGUUAGAUGUCUUAAGACCGGGGGAAGUUGAUGAGAGUGUUACAAGUUUACAGGCAGGAGUUGAAAAUUUGACGAUAGAGGAAAGUAGAUUAGAUGAACAGAUAAGAAAAAUGGAAGAAAGAUUGAGGGACCUGAGUGGAGAUGAAAAUAAUAAAAGAUGGCUUUUUGUAACUGAAGAUGAUAUAAAGAGCUUACCUUGUCUUCAGAAUGACACACUGAUAGCUAUUAAAGCUCCACAUGGCACCAGUUUAGAAGUCCCAGAUCCUGAUGAGGCUAUUGAUUAUCCACAAAGGAGAUAUAAAAUAGUGUUUCGCAGCACCAUGGGGCCAAUUGAUGUUUACCUUGUCAGUAAAUUCGAGGAAAAGUUCGAAGAGAUAAAUACUGUUGAGGAACCAUCAACCAUGCCUCCAACAUCAGGUUUCAUUGAGAAUGAAACUGUAACAUUGCCUGUUGAUGAUGGUGGAGGAGUUGAUGUUGGGAUGGAGGAGCAAGAAAAUCAAAGAGAGUGUCCAGAAGCUGGCACUUCCCAGGACUUUGUGAGUGGAAUUGUGAAGAUUGUUCCAGAUGUUGAUAAUGAAGCAGAUUACUGGCUGUUGUCAGAUGCCGAUGUUAGUAUCACUGACAUGUGGACAGAGUCUGCUCUUGACUGGAACGCGUUGGAUUCAAUUAAUGAGGAUUAUUCAAUUGCGGAUGUUAGUACUCCACGUGCCCAAACUCCCCCUUCUAGUACCACUGAAGUACCUUCUGCGAAUACUACUGGAAGCUGAGUAAUAUUUCCUGGCAUUUCUGUGGAUGCUCAGGCUUGGUUUUCAGAGUAGUGCUCGAGCUUGGUGUUCAAAAUGAUAAAUUCUCC
This is a messenger RNA of Solanum verrucosum, 1594 nucleotides long. RefSeq names its product transcription factor E2FB-like. Lineage: Eukaryota; Viridiplantae; Streptophyta; Magnoliopsida; Solanales; Solanaceae. Gene Ontology annotation, molecular function: DNA-binding transcription factor activity, RNA polymerase II-specific; RNA polymerase II cis-regulatory region sequence-specific DNA binding; protein dimerization activity. The record is from RefSeq and is a predicted model, not a curated record. Gene Ontology annotation, biological process: regulation of transcription by RNA polymerase II. Bases 177 to 1508 code for a protein of 443 amino acids. Gene Ontology annotation, cellular component: RNA polymerase II transcription regulator complex. The transcript has 14 exons.